AUGAAAAAUCUGGAUAAUUUGCUGUUUGCAAACUGUGCACAUUCAGAAGCCAUUUUCUGCGUUCCGAACACUGACCAACGCAUCAGUUUUGCAGCAAUGUUGCCACCUGAAAUUUUUGAAAGAAUCCCCUGCAAAACUUUGUUCUCUAUUGACAACAGCAACAAUGUUGUCAAGGCUAAGGCAACGGACUUAUGCACAAAAAUAGAGAAUCAGAAUAAUGUUGCACAUGUUCAUUUAAAUUAUCCUUGCUAUGGUCCUGAACACCUACCCUUCGUCACAGACGGCUUUUCCGCGUUUUACCCCGAGUUUCUGAUGGAAGACCGCUCUCAACACCAACCACCCGGUAUCUUCAACUUCAUCAGGAGUUCGAAUUACAACACAAAGCCUUUGCCGCGACCGGAGUUAGCCGCAUCUGAGACGGAGUCGGAAACGUCGAGUUCUUUCUCGAGUUAUUCCAUACCCUCGGCAGUUUCACCACGGCCGACUAAUCCUUCCUGUGAGCAUGACUUGAAGGUAUUAACUGGGCCUUUGAGAAGUCGGGAAGGCCAGACAAAGUUGGCAAUUACCAAUUAUGUACCAAAGAGUCAUCAGAACUACGAAGAACGUGAAAUUCGAAGAAAGGAGCGCAAUAACGCGGCUUCUAGAAAGUCACGCGCGCUUCGCAAGCGCCGUUUUCAACAGAUGCUGCUUGAGACCGAACUUCUAACUAACUCCAACGCAAAGCUUCGAGCCCUUGUUGAAGAGUUAAACUCGAUCAUGGCCGAGUCGAAAGCCAUUCUCUUCGAGAAAUUUGCAAGUCCAGCCACAGCCGAUACGACCAUGGCGGUGCAACAACCAAUGGCCAAUCUCAGGGAAUAG
Messenger RNA from Echinococcus granulosus, 858 nucleotides. RefSeq lists its product as hypothetical. The transcript has 3 exons. NCBI's taxonomy places the organism in Eukaryota, Metazoa, Platyhelminthes, Cestoda, Cyclophyllidea, Taeniidae. Gene Ontology annotation, biological process: DNA-templated transcription; regulation of transcription by RNA polymerase II. Gene Ontology annotation, molecular function: DNA-binding transcription factor activity, RNA polymerase II-specific; RNA polymerase II cis-regulatory region sequence-specific DNA binding. Bases 1 to 858 code for a protein of 285 amino acids. The record is from RefSeq and is a predicted model, not a curated record.